AUGCCGAAACUACCUUUCGGUUCAGUACUAACUUCUUUUCCCACCAUAACCAGGCCUCCCGGGUUAUUCAAAUCCAUUAAGAACACAUUUGAACAAACCCCACAAACUGUUCGACAAAAUGCCACACUCACAGCCACCAUCACCCCGCCCCACAAGUUGCCCCCAGCUUCAGCCUAUGUUCAUCUCCCGUUCUGUCGGAAACGCUGCCACUAUUGUGAUUUCCCUAUUAUAGCGCUUGGCUCCUCCUCUGCAGUUGAUGAUGACCCGCGGAUAGUAAACUACAUUCAAACUCUUUGCAGGGAGAUUAAGGCCACACCGGUGGAAUCUAGCGCUAACCCGCCUCUUGAGACUGUGUUUUUUGGAGGUGGGACGCCUUCCUUAGUUCCACCAAAAUUGGUUUCUUUAGUGCUUGAAACUUUGGGUUCUAAAUUUGGGUUGUCUUCGGAAGCUGAGAUAUCAAUGGAAAUGGAUCCUGGCACAUUUGAUAGGGACCAGUUGAGGGAAUUUUUGGAGUUGGGAGUGAAUAGAGUUUCUUUGGGAGUGCAGGCUUUUCAAGAUGAUUUGUUAAAAGCAUGUGGAAGAGCUCAUGGUGUUAAAGAAGUUUAUGAGGCUAUUGACAAUUUGAAGGCCUGUGGGGUUGAUAAUUGGAGCAUGGAUCUCAUAUCUUCCCUUCCUCAUCAAACUCCAGAAAUGUGGGAGGAGAGUUUGAGGCUAACUAUCCAGUCCGAGCCUACCCACGUCUCAGUGUAUGAUUUGCAGGUUGAGCAAGGCACUAAAUUUGGAAUACUGUACACACCGGGUGAGUUCCCAUUGCCUUCUGAGGAUCUAUCAGCUGAAUUUUACAGAAUGGCUUCAAGGAUGCUAGGCAAUGCUGGUUAUGACCAUUAUGAAAUUAGUAGUUACUGCAAGAGUGGUUAUCUUUGCAAACACAACUACACUUACUGGAAAUGUGAACCAUUUUAUGGUUUUGGUCUUGGGGCGGCUAGUUAUGUUAAUGGAAUAAGGAUGUCUAGGCCAAGAAAGUUGAAAGAUUUCAUGCAUUAUGUACAGAGUCUGGAAAAUGGUGUGUUCAACGGUGAAGAUGGUAGAUUUGAAACUAGUGAUCUGGCAAUGGAUGCUAUCAUGCUCGCCCUCAGAACUUCUAGAGGAUUGAAUUUGAAAACUUUUGGGAAAGCUUUUGGUUUCACCCUUGUACAUUCUCUAUGCAAAGUAUAUCAACCCUAUAUGGAAAGCGGGCAUGUUGUAUUCUUAGAUGACAAGGGAAGAAGUAUUGAAGCGGAUGAAUUUAGUCGCCUGGUUUCCGAUGAUUACAAGGAGAGUGAUGCACUUGCCUUUCUUCGGCUAAGUGAUCCAGAUGGAUUCCUUCUAUCUAAUGAGUUGAUAUCCCAUGCAUUUAGUGUCAUAGGUUCAUAA
Oldenlandia corymbosa var. corymbosa is the source of this 1413-nucleotide messenger RNA. NCBI's taxonomy places the organism in Eukaryota, Viridiplantae, Streptophyta, Magnoliopsida, Gentianales, Rubiaceae. The record is from the annotation of a GenBank genome assembly.